This is a messenger RNA of Eimeria necatrix, 1578 nucleotides long. RefSeq lists its product as hypothetical. Bases 1 to 1578 code for a protein of 525 amino acids. NCBI's taxonomy places the organism in Eukaryota, Apicomplexa, Conoidasida, Eucoccidiorida, Eimeriidae. The record is from RefSeq and is a predicted model, not a curated record. The transcript is spliced from 2 exons.
AUGCCCUCCGUCAGGGAGCUGAUGCGCCAGGAGAAGCUGCGGCGGCAGCAGCAGCGGGAAGCAGCAGAGCGGGCGAAGGCAGCAGCAGCAGCAAAAGCAGCAGCAGAGGCAGCAGCAGCAGCAGAAGCCGAAGCAGCAGCAGCAGCAGCAGCAGCAGCAGCUGCUGCUGCUGCUGCUGCUGCUCCCAAGCAGCCAGAAGCGCCGUCUCAGGUGCUGCAGGGAUACAGCGAUGAGGAAGAAGAACUUUCGGAAGAAAAAGAAAAAGAAAAAAAUGAAAUAAAUGAAAUAAAAGAAAAAAAAGAAAAAAAAGAAAAAAAAGAAAAAAAUGAAUUUAAUGGAAUUGAAGGACUUCCUCCAGACUUCUUCGACGAUCCCCAAGAGGCAGCUCGUGCUGCGCAGCAGCAAGACAGCGAGCCCCCCACGCCCGAAGCAGCAGCAGCAGCAGCAGCAGCAGCAGCAGCAGCAGCAGCAGCAGAGGAGGACGACAGCGAGGAAGUGCUGGGCUACGAAAUUGAAGAGCCAGAUGAGUCCCUGCUGCAGCCGCUGGUGGCGGAUGUGACAGAAGAUUUAGAAGCAGAUCCUGCUGCUGCUGCUGCUGCUGCAGCACCAGCAGCAGCAGCAGCAGCAGCAGCAGGAGCGGCAGAAGCAGCGCCCGCAGCAGCGAAUGCAGCACCCGGAGCAGCAGCAGGGGCUGCAGCAGCGGAUACAGCCGCUGCCGCAGCAGCAGCAGCCCCUGCAGCAGCUGCUGCAACAAAAGAAGAGCCCCAGCAGGCAGCAGCAGCAGCAGCAGCAGCAGCAGAGGAGGAUGCAGCAGCAGCAGCAGCAACUUCUUUCAUCGUGAGCAGCUUAGAGCUUUCCACGGCUGUUGAUGAGGCGCGCUGGUACAGCCCCUUCUCGACAGCCCUUCACAGCGAGGUUCUGGUGGAGGAGGAGCGGAUACAGCAGCAGGAGCGUCGGGCGCAGGAGGUGGCGCGGCUGCGGAGCGAAGCAGCAGCAGCAGCAGCAGCAGCAGCAGAAGCUGCUGCGAAGGGGAAGCGGAAGCGGAAGGCCCAGCAGCAGCAGCAGCAGCAGCAGCAGCAGCAGCAGCAGGGCGAGCUGCCGUGGGGCUUCUUCGACGACUUCGACAAAGACGCAGCAGCAAGAGGCGAAGUGGGGCCUUCCGAGCUGCUGCGGCAGCAGCAGCAGCUAAAUGAAAAGAAGCAGCAACUUGUUGCAGACAUAAAAGAAGGAAAACAAGAAGCAGCACAACUGCAGCAAGACAUAAAAGCUUUUGUGGGGCAGGUGCUGCUGCUGCAGGCGGAGCAGCAGCAAAUCGAGAAGCAGCUGCACGCCCUCAAGCAGCGCGCCCUCGCCCUCAAGCAGCAGCAGCAGCAGCAGCAGCAGCAGCAGCAGCCGAAGCAGUGCAAGACCGAGCCCGCCGACCAGGCCGGCAGCGCUGCUGCUGCAGCAGCAGCAGCAGCAGCAGCAGUGAAGGAAGAGAAGCAGCAGCAAAUGGACUCAGCAGCAGAAGACGAGUCCAGCGAAGCAGACUCCGACGCAGACGAUGACACAACAUGGCGCAGCAAAUGUCUUGCCUGA